This is a messenger RNA of Andrographis paniculata, 405 nucleotides long. NCBI's taxonomy places the organism in Eukaryota, Viridiplantae, Streptophyta, Magnoliopsida, Lamiales, Acanthaceae. The record is from the annotation of a RefSeq genome assembly.
AUGGGUAGAGACACUAUUGCUGAGAUAAUAACCUCGAUACGAAAUGCCGAUAUGGAUAGAAAAAGAGUUGUUCGCAUAGCAUCUACUAAUAUUACCAAAAAUAUUGUUAAAAUCCUUUUCCGAGAAGGUUUUAUCGAAAACGUCCGAAAACAGAGAGAAAAAGACAACUAUUUUUUGGUUUUAACCCUGGGACAUAGAAGAAAUAGGAAAAGACCCUAUAGAAAAUUUUUAAAUUUAAAACGGAUUAGCCGACCGGGUCUACGAAUCUAUUCCAACUCUCAACAAAUUCCUAGAAUUUUGGGUGGGAUGGGAAUUCUAAUUCUUUCUACUUCUCGAGGCAUAAUGACAGACCGGGAGGCUCGACUACAAGGAAUCGGCGGAGAAAUUUUGUGUUCCGUAUGGUAA